UCACGUUGCACAAAUGUGUCAAAGCGUUUCGCUGAGGAGGAUGUAACUACGUGACUGGGACAUAUUUUUAAAACUAUAUAUACACUUCUUAUUUGCCCGUGUGAUCCAUAUCAUACAAAGUUUACUUUUGGAUAGUGGAGCUGAAUUGAACGCGUCGCCGAAAAGGCCAUGAUUGGAUGAACAUGGAACUCUCCCCUUUCUUGAAUGUACCAAGACCUUCACUGACUACUGUAACUGGAUAAAUUGCCAUUGAUGUGUGACCAAAGUGUGGAGAUGCCUGUGGGUGACAGCGGACCAGAUGGGGAGGAGCCUUCUCUACCAUCAGGUGACGGAGGGGCGGAGGAGAGGAUGACGUCCAGACAGCAGCAGCAGGGCGGAGGGGCACAGUCCCAGGGCCUUAGGACAGAGGAGGGUGGAGCUUCAGGAGGAGAAGUUGGGCAGGAGGAUGAGGAAAUGACCAGUGGCUCACAUGACCUCUCCUCCUCAGCCAAUCACAGCCCUGGCAGUGCCACUGGAUCUACCUCAGUUUCAACCAAGAGCAGUGAGCAUACAGAGGGCGACAGAGGACAGAACCACAGAGAAGUGAUGAUCACUGUGGCUGAGAUGAAGAAGAGGCUUCCAUCGGACAAACGCAGCUGCAGUAAAGCCAGCACUGUGGAGGCCUUACACUACGCACUCAAUUGUGUCAAACAAGUGCAAGCCAACAGUGAAUAUUACAAACUGCUGAUGAGAAAUGGCCAGGACGAGCGGAGAGACGCCACUGUUUGUUCCCUGGAAGAGUUGGAGAGAGUCACCUCUGAACACACCCUUAAAAACACGGACUCCUUCGCGGUGGUCUUCUCGCUGUCGAGCGGCCGCGUGCUGUACACAUCAGAGCAGGCUCCCAGCAUCCUCUGCUGCAAGAGCAAGUUCCUGGAGUCGGCCAAGUUUGUGGAGCUGCUCUUCCACCAAGAUGUUAAUGUCUUCUACGCACAUACAGCUCAGCCACACCUCCCACCCUGGAGCAACUCGCACACAGUGGGGGUUCUGUUUGACUGUGCACAGGUCAAGUCGUUCUUCUGCCGAAUAAGGGGCGGGAAGGACCACGAGGGUGAGAUGCGUUAUAAUCCUUUCCGGAUCACACCGUACCUGCUGAAGGUGCAAGGAACAGGAAAGAGUGGGGAGGAGGAGGAGCCAUGUUCCCUUGCACUGGCAGAACGUAUCAUAUCUGGAUAUGAAGCACCUCGGAUCCCCAUGGACAAGCGUAUCUUCACCACUACACACUCUCCCGGCUGUGUGUUUCUGGAAGUGGAUGACAGGGCUGUGCCGUUGCUUGGAUACCUUCCCCAGGAUCUGAUUGGCACGUCUCUGCUGACCUGUGUUCAUCCAGAAGACCGGCCCCUCAUGCUGUCAAUGCACCGGAAAGUAUUGAAGUAUGCCGGCCAGCCUCCGUUUGAACACUCUCCGAUGCGUCUGUGCUGUCAGAACGGAGACUACGUCACGUUGGACACCAGCUGGUCCAGCUUCAUCAACCCAUGGAGCCGCAAGGUGGCCUUCAUCAUUGGACGGCACAAAGUCAGGACGAGUCCACUGAACGAGGAUGUGUUUGCUGCUCGACCUAAGGAGGAUUUUCCAGUCACUCAUGAAGAAAUUAAAGACCUGCAAGCAAAGAUUUACAAGCUUUUCCUGCAGCCGGUUCACAACAAUGGCUCCAGUGGUUAUGGCAGUUUGGGAAGUAACGGAUCUCACGAGCAUUACAUCAGCGUCGCGUCUUCGAGUGACAGCAACGGGAACCUGUGGGAGGACGCGCAACGUGAACCGAUGACUUUGCAGCAGAUCUGUGCUGAUGUGAACAGAGUGAAGAGCUGGGGCCAGCAGGCUUAUCUCAAUUCCAGCCACAAGAUUACUCUUCUUGGAAAGCCUGCCACAGCACGUCUGCCUCCUGCAGCCUCAAACCCUGGGGUCAGAGACAAUGAAGAAAGCAGGAAGCAAACUCAUAUUCCCUCCUAUCAGCAAAUCAACUGUGUGGACAACAUCAUCAGGUACUUAGAGAGCUGCACUGGUCCAGCCCUGAAGCGUAAGAAUGAAUCUCGUCCACAUGCCAACUCUUCUUCCUCAUCCUCUACCUCAGAGGAAGAUAAGCCAGCUGAAGCCACUGCUCAGGCCAACUCAGACGUCGUGGUGUUGGAAAGCGAGAUGUCUGUAAGUGCGUCAGCUGCUGCUGUGGUGGGAGCACCGCUGACAGACAUCGCAAUGUCCACCAAGGCCAUGAGCGUCGUCUCUGUCACCAGCCAGUGUUCGUACAGCAGCACCAUCGUACACGUGCCGCAACCUGAGUCAGAGGCGACAGCACCUGAGGACGCACCCAUGGGCAGUGAACCGGCUGAUGCUGCUCCCGUCUCUGUCCGUCCGGCACCGAGCCCCGCCACAGAGGAGCGAAGGUUUUUCGGUCUCACCAAAGAGGUGCUGUCAGCUCAUACUCAGAAGGAGGAGCAAGAGUAUGUGGAUCGCUUCCGCCAUCGCAUCCUCCAGAGCCCAUACAGCUCCUACCUGCAGCUGGACAACAGCUCAAUAGCUCACUCCCACCACCCAGGUGAUUACCUUCGUCCAUUGAGUGGCGGCGGUUGGAACCGCCCACGUAGAGGAAAGCCCAGACACAAGCGUGCGAAACCGCAGUGUUCCUCUGACAGCUAUGCUUCCCCUCCUUGCCACGUCCCUGACUCCUCCUGGCCGUCCUCAGAAUCCUCUCAGCCCCAGAUGGGGGCGCCAUUCAGCCAAACAUCCCCAAUGCAGACACCAUUCUUUCCCAUGAUGGCGACUCAGCCCGGCCCAGCUCAACCACCCAGACCACAACAGCUGCCCACAGCGACUCCUGUAGUGCUGCCGCCUCCUGACCAACCCCAGCCGAGCUACAAUUUCAACAUCAUGCAGUCCACUCAGUGCAUGCCAGGCAUGCAGCCAAUCCAAAUGGAUCCCAUUCAGAAUUUGCAGAACUUCCAUACCAUGCAGCCCAUGGCUCCAGCGCAGGGCAUCAACCCUUAUGUGGCUCCAGUCAUGGCUUUCAUCCUCCCUAACUACCCUACAUUCACUGCUGGUCAUCCUUCCAUGUACCCAGCAACCGGUACCACCAUGUUGCCCCAGACUCCCAUUAUGAUGACCGGCUUUGCUCCUCCCAGUGUCCCCUUCACUCAGCCUCAGUUCCAAACCCAGCCAGGCCCCCACACUUUGACCUCCCCGAUCCCUCUGCUCUGCUCUCCCAGAGCCAGCUCCUCUGUCGGGGAGGAAGAAGAAGCAGCUGGACCUGGAGCUUUGUUCUCCAGCUCGCGUUCCAGUUCUCCGCUUCAACUUAACCUGCUGCAGGAAGAGCUGCCCAAGCUGAGUGAAGGGCAGAGCAACACUGGGCACAACCUCGCCGAGAGCCUCCAUGAAAAUCAUGUUAACGAAGGUGACGCCCCCAGCGUGUCCGGGAACCACGAUGCCCAAUCUACAUCAAGUGAGCUGCUUGACCUGCUGCUGCAGGAAGAUGCCCGGUCAGGAACUGGCUCCAAUGCCUCAGGGUCUGGAUCAGGGGAGUCCGGAGGCUCACUGGGAUCUGGAUCUGGAUCUGGCUCCAAUGGAACCUCCACCUCUCACACAGGCAGCAGCAACAGCAGCAAAUACUUUGCAAGCAACGAUUCAUCGGACACGUCACGCAAAGCCCGAAAGAGCCAGGAGGGAGCAGCAGAGCACCAGCACAGCUUCGACACGCGGGUGGAGAACUCCCUGUGGACCAUGAUCCAGCACACACCCGAGCAGGUCAUGAUGACGUACCAGAUCCACACUAGGGACCAGAAUGAGGUGUUGGCAGAGGACAGGGAGAAGCUCCGUGUGCUUCAGCCUCUGCAGCCUUGGUUCAGUCAGGAGCAGAGAAAGGAGCUGGCUGAGGUUCAUCCCUGGAUCCAACAGCACACCAUCCCACAGGAGUUCGACACACAGGGUUGUGUGACCUGCGGCUCAGGGGCAAGAGUUUCCCACUCGCCUCACCCACCUGCCCCAGAUAGUUCGUCCCUGCUGGACAGUCCUCAGCAGGACUCGACUGGACCUGUGGUGGACACUUGAGAGACCUGGAAUCCAUAGAAACCACCUCCCAAUGAACAGCAGAGCAGUCCUGCCAGAGACCUACCCAGAAAAUCCCCACCAUGACCAGUUCAGACAGGGUCCCAAUGCUUUAGGUCAACAACAUUUGACAUGACAUGUUUAUGAGAUGUUACCAGAGGCUUGACCACACACCCUGAAGAGCAGAGGAGAGAGAGAGAGACUAAUGUCGGUCUAAUGUGACCGCCUUCAUCGGACCAUGAAUAUUUGACCUCUCUUCUAUUUGUGUUGCUAGUUUCGCUGUUGGGGUUAAGUUCGUAUUCAGGACUGAGCCGUUCCUUUGGCGCCGUGAGCUGAUUGAACCAUUGAAAACCACAAGCACUAUGAAGUCGCCCAGUGUGUUGGAUGGGUGUGAGUGGGUGAGUAGAACGAGACAGAGCUGGCCCAGUCCGACUAUCAGAACACACACACACACAUCAGACUCCUCUCCUGUGACAGGGAGUGCAGGUUGUACAGUAUACAUGUACCAUGUCGACUCCUUCAGUGGCUUAGUCAUUUUGUUGUUGUUGUUGUUGUUGUUGUUGUUGUUGUUUCCUGACGGUCACCGAGACAAAGAUACAUUUGCUGCUCUCUGUUUAUAAUGUUCACAUCUGAAUGUUGUAUAUGUUCAUUGUUAUUCCAUACAUUGUUGUUGUUUUUCCUUCUUGUCCGAAGAAUAAUUUUUUUUUUUUAAAUGUUACUUUUGAGUCACAAACAGCAGGAAAGUAUGGUGUUCAUUUUGAAUUUAGUGCAUUGACAUAAAAGCAGCUGUCACUUUUUUCCCCCCAAAUCAUGCUUUAUUAAUUUCAUACGUUGGAAUGUUGAGCAUUUGUCGUGGAGCUAACAGCUACGCUAACAAGCGUAGGACUGUAAAUAUUUCCACUCACUGCUUUUCAGAUGCUUGGAUGUCGCGAUUGUCCGCUCAGGAUUGUUUAUCUCGUGUACAAAACUUAACGUUAAGAAGUUAAGCCCGGUUCCAAAUAACAGCAUAACAGCACUGUCUUCUUUUCCUGUUUUGGGCCAAGUGUGCAUUUAAAAUGGAUCCGAGGCCAAGCGCUGCUCACAGCGCCCUCUGCUGGAUCACGCAGGGAUGAGUCACAAUGGUUUGAUGCACUUCGAGGCUGUUUAUUUUGAUCUCUAACGGGUUUCUACGGAUUGAGUUUGUCCUCUCUCCCCCGCGUUUGAACGAGUAUCUGAAUUUCAGAUAAAAAGAAGUGACAGCCUGAAUGUCGUGUAGCGUGUCCUUUCUUUUUUUGUCCCGCGUUGUUUUCCACCUGCAGUACCUGUAGCUUACCUCUAAUUGUAAAUGUCUAAUCUGAUCCUGGUUUACUUUCUAAAUGCAAGGACUGAGUAGCUUUCUGCUUGACCAUGUGUCUGUAAGAGAGAGACACUGUGCUUCGCACUGGAUUCAGAUUGUAGGUGAGCUUGUGAAUGAACAUGUGAGUGAGUGAGUGAGUGACUGCAAGCUGUUUCCUUUGACACGGUUGUCCAACAGUGCAGGGACAGAACAAGGUUUUCUACCAUUUUUAGAUCUCAAGUAUAUUACGCGACCUUGUAUUUUAUAGCAAUUGUACACACACCAAACUUCACAAAGUGUAUAUAAAGCCAUUUGUCUUUGAUUUCAGGGACUGUGUUUGUGACACAAAGGAAUGAAUAAAUGAACUAUGAUCUA
Messenger RNA from Solea senegalensis (Senegalese sole), 5764 nucleotides. It is a transcript of the gene per3, whose product is annotated as period circadian clock 3. Gene Ontology annotation, cellular component: nucleus; cytoplasm. Gene Ontology annotation, biological process: entrainment of circadian clock by photoperiod; negative regulation of transcription by RNA polymerase II; circadian regulation of gene expression. Gene Ontology annotation, molecular function: transcription cis-regulatory region binding; transcription corepressor binding. NCBI's taxonomy places the organism in Eukaryota, Metazoa, Chordata, Actinopteri, Pleuronectiformes, Soleidae. The record is from RefSeq and is a predicted model, not a curated record. The transcript has 22 exons. Bases 253 to 4077 code for a protein of 1274 amino acids.